This is a messenger RNA of Aspergillus steynii IBT 23096, 1410 nucleotides long. Its product is annotated as 3' exoribonuclease family protein. Bases 75 to 1292 code for a protein of 405 amino acids. Gene Ontology annotation, biological process: U1 snRNA 3'-end processing; U4 snRNA 3'-end processing; nuclear polyadenylation-dependent mRNA catabolic process. NCBI's taxonomy places the organism in Eukaryota, Fungi, Ascomycota, Eurotiomycetes, Eurotiales, Aspergillaceae. Gene Ontology annotation, cellular component: cytoplasmic exosome (RNase complex); nuclear exosome (RNase complex). The record is from RefSeq and is a predicted model, not a curated record. The transcript has a single exon.
AAAGAGCGACAGUCCAACCUCCAAAUCCUAUACCCAAACUUAAUCAAUCAUCCGCAUCUGCGACAACCUACACAAUGGCCUCCGCAGCAGGAACCGCUGCGCAACCUACCCCGCCAUCCCUCUCUCUCCCCCCCUCCCAGUUCGCCCGGCUGCAACCUCACGCCUAUCUUCUCGCCCACCUAUCGCCCCCCUCGUCGAGCAACCACCCCUCCGUCCGCGCCAACGGCCGCGCCCCCUCGCAAUUCCGCGUGACCUCUGCAAACACAGGCUCCUUGACACACACCAAUGGCAGCGCGGUGGUGCGAGUCGGCGACACGACAGCCGUCUGCGGCGUGCGCGCUGAGAUCCUACACACAGAAGACAUUGCCUCGUGGAGCUUAUCCCACUCGUCGUCAACAGAGGAGGCAAACAAUCGCCGGAAAGCAGACUCCGACGAUACCGACGUCGACCCCAACGAAUCCCAAAUCCAAGACCUCAACCUGCUGGUCCCCAACCUUUCGCUGAGCACCGGGUGCGCGCCCGGCUUUAUCCCCGGUGCGCCGCCCUCGUCGCUCGCGCAGUCGCUCUCCCAUCAGAUCCUUACGCUGCUGCAUAGCUCGCGGCUUGUGCGCGCCGACGACCUGCGGAUCUGGUACCAGGCGCCGAAUCUAGGCGGGGAGGAGCUGGAGCGGCAUAACGAGAGCGAGCAGAUGGAUGUGGAUGCGGAAGCUGGUGCUGGUGCUGGGGCGGGAGGAUCCGAGCACGACAAGGAGAUUAAAGCGUUCUGGGUGCUUUAUAUCGACGUCAUGAUUGUUUCUUUGGCCGGGAACCCGUUCGAUGCUGCGUGGGCAUCUGUCCUGGCCGCGCUCCGGGAUACGAAGCUCCCGCGUGCCUGGUGGGAUGUGGAUAACGAGACGGUGGUGUGUUCGGAUGCGGUCUCGGAGGCGAAGAAGUUGACGUUGCGCGGAAUGCCGGUCUCUAGCUCGUUCGCUGUGUUUGAGGCUGAUGCGGCGAGUGGGUGGAGGGCUGUGGUUAUUCCGGAUGCGGAGGAGGAGAGGAAGAUUACGGAGAGCCAGAGGCAGGGGAUCCAGCGGAGGUGGAUUCUGGCUGAUCCCGAUGGAUACGAGGAGGGUCUUGGUCAGGAGAGGGUAUGCAUUGUGGUGGACGAGAAGCAAGGUGGCAAGGGGAAGACUACGAUCUUGAAGAUGGAGAAGAAUGGCGGGUUGGCGGUGGACAGCGAGGAACUGAAAGAGCUGAUUGAUGUGUCCGCGCAAAGAUGGGAUGAUGUGAAGCGAAUCUUGGAACAGUGUUGAAAAAAUGGUCUUUUGUGCGAGACCUUACCUAGCUAUGAUUACUGUCGAUGAUACCAACUAGAUUUUGAAAAGUUCUUUGGAACAGGAGUUUAUUGAUAUUCCACGCAAUGCAGCAGUC